AUGUCCGCCAACGAUAAUUUAGAAGAUGUACUUUCGGGAAUAUUUGAUAAGACUGAAGGGGUAUCCAUGUUAGAAGGGCGUUCAAGCCGGUUGAAGUGUGCGAGCGUGGAGCGCGUGCGGCUGCGGCCGCGCGUGCGUGCGCCCGCCUCCAGCCUACUGCUGCGCGCCGUCGCCGACGCGCACAAGAGCUUGUUGAAUACGCCCAGUACAAACGCGGAUAAAGACUCGCAAGUGAGGUGCGCUCUUGUGCUGCCGAUGCGACGAUCAGUCGAACCUCAAAAGAAUACCAUCCAAGUAGCUGCUGACAACUCACAAGAGACUGGUGAUAGCAUUAGUCUUGGGGGAGAUAUGGACAGUGGUGAUGAUAAAAGUGAAAAUGUCAGCGGCGCAGCGCAAGCUGGUAUGGUGUCGUCUGUUCCCGGCGUGCCGCUAAGGCUCGGUCUGCGCCUUCGCGCACCCUCGCUGCCUGCAUGCGCCGCAACUGCAUGUACUGGCACUCGCCAUCUGCACCCGUGUUGA
Messenger RNA from Arctia plantaginis, 519 nucleotides. The record is from the annotation of a GenBank genome assembly. Lineage: Eukaryota; Metazoa; Arthropoda; Insecta; Lepidoptera; Erebidae.